CUGCUCUCAACGCACUGCUGAGAAAAAGGGAACAAAGUUGUACCAUUCUUGAGCAGGGUGACAGCUAUCAGCAGGGAGUUUAGACCACUGUUCCCAGGAAAGUAAGCCUGUUUCUUGCUUUCCUCCCAAGGCCCUGUUGAGUCCAGCCAAGCACCAUGCAAGAGCCAAUUUGCCUGAUAGAGAACAAGCCGAAUGAGAAGCUGUAUGUCAAUCAGAAAGCCCUAGAGCUCCUGCAAGCCAUUCAGCAGCCUGUGGUGGUCGUGGCUAUCGUGGGGCUGUACCGCACUGGGAAGUCUUACCUCAUGAACAAGCUGGCAGGAAAGAACAAAGGUUUUUCUCUGGGCGCUACCAUACAAGCGAACACCAUGGGCAUCUGGAUGUGGUGCCUUCCUCACCCUAAAAAACAUGACCACACUUUGGUGCUACUGGACACAGAAGGGCUGGGUGAUGUGGAGAAGAGCAAUACUGAGAACGACGCGUGGAUUUUUGCCCUCUCGGUUCUCCUUAGUAGCACCCUGGUGUACAACAGCAUGGGCACCAUUGACCAAACUGCAUUGGAAAAACUGCAGUACGUGACGGAGUUGACUAAGUGCAUCAAGGUGAAGGCUAUACCUCCGGGAUGCUCUAAGAAAGAAACUUCAGGGGACUUUCUCAGGUUCUUUCCUGCAUUCAUCUGGACUGUGCGUGAUUUCUCACUAGAGCUGGAAUUAAACGGAUGCCCCAUAUCUGCAGACGAAUAUCUGGAAAAUGCCUUGCAGAGGAAGAAAGACAGCCCUGAAAAGCUGGACCUUGCCAAGAAAUGCAUCCGUCAGUACUUCCCCAGCCGCAAGUGCUUUGUCUUGGACCGUCCCACCUCACGGCGAGAGCUGAAGAAUCUGGAGAACUUGUCUGAAUCAAAACUGAAUUCUGACUUUGUGGAGGAGUUGCACAGCUUCCUUCAAUACAUAUAUGAAAAAUCUAAGGCCAAAGUGAUCCAGGGAGGGCAUGUGGUGACUGGGACAAUGUUGGGAAACCUGGCAGUGACCUAUGUGGAUUCCAUCCGCAGCGGGACUGUGCCCUGCAUCGAGAACGCAGUGCUGGCCUUGGCCCAGAUCGAGAACUCGGCGGCUGUGCAAGAAGCCAUUAAACACUACGAGGACACGAGAGUGCAACUUCUGAAGCUGCCUACCGAGACUGUUGAAGAAUUGCUGACAGCGCACAGCAAAUGCGAGAGGGAAGCCAUUCAAGUGUUCAUGACCCGUGCCUUCAACGACGAGGGCCAAAAAUACCAGAGACAACUGGCGAUGACCCUGGAGUCCAUGCUUCAGGACUUGUGUUCUCGCAAUGAGCAGGCAUCGCUAGACCGCUGCCAGGCCGUGCUCAAACAGCUGUUCCAGGACAUGGAGGAGAAGACUGGUGAUGGAACCUACUCAGUACCUGGUGGCUACCAGCAGUUCUUGAAUGACCAGAAAGAAAAAUUAGAGCAGUAUCAGCAGGUGCCUGGGAAGGGAUUCAUGGCUUCCAAGGCCCUGCAAGACUACCUGAAAUCCAAGGAGGCAGUUGCUCAGUCCAUCCUGAAUGCUGACCGGAACCUCACGGACAGAGAAAAGGAGGCGGAAGUGGAACGAGUUCGGGCUCAAGCUGCCACUCAGGAAGCUGAGCUACACAGAAAAAUGAAAGAAGAGGCCAUACAAAUGGCCAAGGAAAAAGAAGAGAGUUAUGAGGAGCACAAGAGACAGUUAAUGGCUAAGAUGGAGACGGACCGGAAGAAUCAACAAUUGGAGCAUGAGAGGAUGUUGAACGCAAAGCUGCAGGAGGAGAGGCGCCUUCAUGAAGAAGGCUUGAGGUCUGAAGCUACAAGGAUGCAGAGUGAGAUACAGCAACUGAAACAACAGCUGCAGGACAGUCAGUCCAGGCAUGACCCUUGUGUGAUCCUUUGAGAACAGAGUCUCAGGAAGGUGCUAAAAAAGUUCAGUGAAUGGAUGGGGGAUUCUUUAGGGCUGUGGGUAGAAAACAGCUAGGAUGAUGUGGUGGGAAAUGAACCGUUAUUUGUGCCAGUAUUUUGAAAAUCAGUGUUUAGCAAGUCUUUUGCAGUGUCUAGUCAUACAAAAAUUAAUCUAUAAUUACAUUUUAAAAACAAAGAGACUAAAAUUUAAAAGUGGUAUUGGAUGGGAUGGGGGCUGCAGUGUGAAGACAAUAAAGCACCUUCUACUUGAAACAAUUUGAAAGCAAGCCCAGUGUAGUACACUUCACAGCUCAGUGUGUUUGGACGUCUAUACGAAAGGACUAAUCCUGUACUGUAUCUAAAAAAAGUGGGCUGCAGUCCCUGGAAGUUUGUUGGAAUAAAAUUUUG
Messenger RNA from Eublepharis macularius, 2332 nucleotides. Its product is annotated as guanylate-binding protein 1-like. The transcript is spliced from 11 exons. Gene Ontology annotation, molecular function: GTPase activity; GTP binding. Lineage: Eukaryota; Metazoa; Chordata; Lepidosauria; Squamata; Eublepharidae. The record is from RefSeq and is a predicted model, not a curated record. The coding region runs from base 156 to 1919 and encodes 587 amino acids.